Messenger RNA from Rodentolepis nana, 234 nucleotides. NCBI's taxonomy places the organism in Eukaryota, Metazoa, Platyhelminthes, Cestoda, Cyclophyllidea, Hymenolepididae. The record is from the annotation of a GenBank genome assembly.
AUGGCUGUGGCAUCGACUUCCCAACGCUCCUUCUUCAAGGAUGUGCAGCAUCUCUACCGGACUAUUGACUCGUCGACAGACGGUCAGGCUGCAGUUGAAUCGGUAGACGACUUGUCAGUGAGUAUUUCCCUUAGUCCCAAAACUGGUUGCAACGCACAUGCCACCUUCUACAUGACGUUAGAUGUUUCCUCUCCUUACGUUAUAACUGGACGCCACAGAAAUGCCCAAGAAUAG